AAAAGGUAGUUCUGGAUCAAGCAGAGUAAAACUAUCACGAAAUCAUCAUGCAGUCUUCCACUUUCCUGAUGGCCAUCUUGGUGGUUUCCCUACUGAUGCUGAUCAGCACUCCGGCAACUGAGGCCACCUUCUUCCUAAUCGCCUGCAUGCUGCGGUCACCACUUUGCCCCUGGAUUACCACAACAACUGCCACCACCACAGCCUGAUAAGGACUCUCCUCUCCAUUGCCGAUAAACAUAUAUAUUUGAAAAAUGAAAAUAAAAUAAGCCAUUGUAGUUGCAUAAGAGUA
This is a messenger RNA of Drosophila mauritiana, 289 nucleotides long. RefSeq lists its product as uncharacterized. Bases 48 to 206 code for a protein of 52 amino acids. The record is from RefSeq and is a predicted model, not a curated record. The transcript has a single exon. Lineage: Eukaryota; Metazoa; Arthropoda; Insecta; Diptera; Drosophilidae.